UACAGUGGUGGUUGACGAACUUCGGGGGACAGAUGCAUGUGUCAUGAUCAGCUUAUAAGCUAGUGCAUACAAAGGUCUGAGACGCCCUGUCUUAGUAAAUCGUGAGUACAGAGAAUUGAAUUCGUGUUUGGUCUGGGUUCCCUAUCUUAUGUCUUCUUCCACGUCUGUCACUUCCACACCCACAGACAUCCGCUCCAGCUCCAGCUCAUCGCCCGGCGUUGCGAUUUCAGCCUAUUCCUUUGGCUUUCUCCUCAUAUCAGUUGUUUCCCUGUUCAUCAUCAUUUCGUGCUGUUUUGUUCGUUGUCGGUCUGGCGCGUUUCCCGGUACAUCUUGGGAUACGACAGAGCAGCUGGACGGAAGGGGCGGUCGACGAAGGAAGUUGGUACCUCCGGUUUUGUGGGAUGCUUGGCUGAGCCGCCCUCCUGCAUCGACCAAGGAAGUCUUGGGUGCGGGUCAGUUUGAAUGGUCGAGUAUUCAGGUAUGCACCAGUGUUCUGUUGCCUUUUGUGUCUGAUAAUCGCUUUCAACAGCCUGUAUACGUAUCUCUCAUCCACGCGUGCUGCUCUCGGUCUGCACGUCAAUUUGCAGUAGCUGAGUCAGAAGUACCUGCAGAUCAUUCUACUGCGGCACGGCCUCCUCCCGAUGAUUCCCAGCCUUCUUCGCCCUUACCUCCGCGAAGACGAUUUGCAUUCCUUCUCGCACAUCCUUUUAACUUCCAUAUGUGGCCACGGCGACGCUCACGCACUCAUCAUAGAUCAGCGGCAUCCGAAAAGCCCACAGAAGAUGAGACUGAGAAUCACCCAGAAGCUGUAAAGAUCGCUGUGAUGAUCUCUAUGCCUUCUUCCGCCUUCAGAUGUUGGAACCAUGGAGGGGGUCCUUCGUGUCAGUCUACUGGCCCAGACGAUGCGCUGCGAGAAUAUCAGAUUGGGGUUGCGCAAGUUCCAUGGAUACAUGGCGAGUGUACUCGAUGUUGACAUGAUCUACGUUCUUCUUUUCUGCUACCAGCCCCCAGCGUGUGGACGUAGUCGCUCACGUCCGCUUGAAACAUGUGCAUAUGACAUGUACGUAGUAAUAUAACUACAAGAUUAAGUUG
This is a messenger RNA of Suillus plorans, 1092 nucleotides long. RefSeq lists its product as uncharacterized. The record is from RefSeq and is a predicted model, not a curated record. The transcript has a single exon. Bases 149 to 973 code for a protein of 274 amino acids. Lineage: Eukaryota; Fungi; Basidiomycota; Agaricomycetes; Boletales; Suillaceae.